Molecule: messenger RNA, 886 nt
Organism: Eurytemora carolleeae
Lineage: Eukaryota; Metazoa; Arthropoda; Copepoda; Calanoida; Temoridae
Exons: 7
Coding region: 107-736 (209 amino acids)
Source: RefSeq, a predicted model, not a curated record
GAUGAGUGUUGAUAAAUGGUUUGCGUUGAACUUGAACUCUUCAGUUAGGAUCCGACCCUGGACCUGGAAACAUCUCCUGUAGGCAGAGUCAACCCAGCAGUACAGGAUGAGAAUGCUUAUAUCUGGAUAUUUUCUAUUCUCACUCAUCUCUAUUUCCUUUUCCCAAACCUUCGUCCUACCGGAUGGCAAAGCCUGUGAGAAUAGAAUAAUCCACGCUGACCGGUUUGGUAAAGCGUAUCAUUUCUCAUGGUUGGAGGCUGGAGAACAUACUAAGUGGGAUUGGGAAGGUGCAAGAAACUACUGCAGAAAGUUCUGUAUGGAUAGUAUCAGUAUAGACAGCAGACCUGAAUCUGACUGGGUCAACACACUUUUACAGAGAGAAGAUAUUCCUUACAUCUGGACAGGAGGUAGAAAGUGCAAUUUCGCUGGAUGUGACCGCCCUGAUCUACAGCCGGCUAUAGAAAACGGAUGGUACUGGGCCUCAACAGGUUCCCGUAUUCCUAGUCCUAAAAAGUGCAGGUACUGUGAUUGGUCUCACACUGGAGGACUUAAAACCAACCAACCUGAUAACAGAGAGAUGAAGCAGGGUGGUAAAGACGAAGCUUGUAUCGGGAUCCUCAACAACUUCUAUGAGGACGGAGUCAAGUGGCACGACGUGGAGUGCAGGCACAAGAAGCCGGUCAUCUGCCAGGACAGCGACGAGCUCCUGGACUUCAUCUUCGGGCCAGAGAAAUAGAUCAAAUCUUUAUUUGCUUGAAAAACAAGAAAUUUGCGAAUUUUGCAUUUUUCAUAAUUUGCUUGCUGCAUAUAUUCUUAUACUGCCGAAAAGUUUACAACUUAUUUAAAAUUAUUUUAUAUCUUAAAUAUAUAUUUAAAUUUAGCCUAA